CAAAAAGUAAGAACCAAUGGCCAAUGGCGUCACUUUGUUAUUUGUUAUUGCAAUAAUGCCUUUUUGUAAUUUGGUAUUUGUAUAAUGAAUAUUUUAUAUUUUUAUUAAACCCAUAAGAAUAGGAUUAUAAAAUGAAAUAGCCAAUGCCCAAUAUUAGUUUGAUGUAUGUGCUACCAGGAUAUAUUAAUUUUUAAUUACAAUUAAUAUAUUGUAUUUGAUCGAUUACCGUGUGGCGUGUGCGUUUUUGACUUUUGAUAUUUUGCACAUGCUUCGUGUCGUUUUUUGAUUUGUACGUUUAAAAUUUUUUACUUUCCAACUGUCGGUCGCGUGCUUCUUUCGGUGGUCGUACCAAUGUUUCACUAAUGUGAAAUAUUGAAAAUAUAACAAUUGUACCUAUAGUAUUGUAACCAUUGUGUAUAAUCAUUACCAGAGAACACCGCCGAGAAUGGAUAACUGAAUAACAUUAAUUAUACCGUGUCGCGUGUCCUCGUUCAAGUUAAUCGUCAUUCAGUGGAGGCAAUGAUGACAUCUUCAAUCAGUUAAAACCAGUUACAACGAAAACGAAAAUUCCAUAUCAACCGCCAUCGUCGUUAUAGAGAAACAUGGAGAAUUUUGAAGCAACAGAAAAUGUUAUGUGUGAAACGCCCCAACAACAGCUAUUACCCAUUGAAAAUAACUGUCAGCCAGUUGAAAAUGUAUUGCUGAACAAUGAUGAUGCAGAACCUUCAAAAAUUGUAGAUCAAAUUACUAAUUCCGAAAACCAAAUAUCUGUAGAAUCAACUGAUGCCAGUUCUCAAAAUGCAAAUAUUGCUGUUGAACUUAGUUCAAUUGUUCCAACCGAUAAUUCUAUGCCACCUCUUCCACCACUUCCUAAAAAUGAUAAUGGACAAAUGCCACAACCACCAGCAGCACCAAUCUCAGCUGAUUACAACAUGCAAAACUAUGCAAACUACAAUAAUUAUAUGUACAACUAUAACAAUUAUUAUGGCUAUCCUUAUCCUCAGUACCAAUGGGAUUAUAAUAGUCAACAAUAUUAUCAACCAUAUCAAAAUUAUUACAAUUAUAAUUUUAACCAAGCAAAUCAAACCCAAACAUCAAAACCACCUCCACCACCACCUGAUGCUGUGCAGUUACCAGUUGAAGAGAAGCCAGCUAAUAAAACCAAUGCUGUCGUUGACGACUCUAAUAGAUAUUCUCCUACGGCAGAAACUGAUGAUGAUGAUCCUAUGAAAGGAUCAGAAAACUAUAAAUCUGAUGUUCUUCUUGAAAAACCUACACAAACUAUAAGUGCUGUUCCCUUUCAAACUGUAACAUCUGAACAAAUUGAAGUGCAACAAAACAUACCAGAGAGCAUUGACAAUAUAGUUCAACAGACCAUUGACCCUCCAACUCUGCCUUUGAUUACAGCAGUGCAACAGCAAGUUCCUGUGAUUGCCCAGGUGCAACUAUACAAUAUUCAGGCUCAACAAUCUAGCUAUCCAAUAAAUCCACAAAGUCAAACUGAAACUGUUAAUGAGGUGCUAAAUCAACAGCAAACCUCACCUGCAUUAAACGGCAAAGAUGACUCUAUUGAGAAAGUGUCCAAAGCAUCAACGGUGUUGGGUAAAUCCCAAGCCAAAAAACGUCUUAUGGCAUUUUCAAUGAUGAAACAAAAGUUACAAGAACAAAAUAAUUCAGUUACUGAUAAUCAGAGUCCAGAUAUUGGAGAAGGAAAUGACGGGGAAUUUGUACCGGAACAUAAUGUAUUUCAAACAGUUACAAAGAAAAAAAUUGUUACUAAUAAAAAAGUUGCUAAAGUUAUCAAGGCUCAACAAACGAUUGAACAAAUUGAAGAAAUGAAGAAAGAUGAAUUGUUACAAGGAAAUAAUGCAGCAUUAUAUCAACAUCUCUUAAGAAGUGGCGGAAAUGAAGCUCCAAUCCUUCAGAAACUUGGUAUAGAGUCAUUGGCAGAAAAAUAUUCAGCUAAGAUAAGAGAACAGGAUAAGCGCUCGAGUAGGCACCAUCACAGGCGUCGAGAUGAAUCCAGGAGAAGCCACAAAUAUCGUCGUCGUUCACAUUCAAAAUCCAGGUCUAGGUCAAGAUCAACAGAAAAGCCAAAGAUGCGAGCCCUAGAAGUCAAGAGUUGGAGAGAUUUUGUCAAAGGUGGAUUUCAUUUCGACAGAUUUAGAAGAUUCAAGAUGGAUGAAGCUAAAGAAAUGAAAGAUAAAGAGCGCAAGUCCAGAAAAAAGAAAAGGCACGGAGACUCAAGAUCUGAUAGUAAUAACCAUAAAAAUGAAUCUAACACACCAUUCGAAACAGAAAAAGGAAUUGGAGAUCAGAAAUUACGCCACAACUUAUUAGAUCGUAAAAAAGAAAUUCUGAAGGGUCUUGAGGUCACCACACACGAAGGAGACUUUACUAAGGAUUUCCCCAGCUAUAUUAUUCGAUGCACUAAAAAUAAACCAUCCAUAAAGUUUAGUGAAAAUCCAGCAAAUGCCACUUAUCAUCUUCAGAACAGACAGCAAAUGUUAGCCACACUUCUUCCAGAAAUUGAAGCAAUUGUACUCAAGUUCUUAUCUGCAAUGAAACCAAAAAAGCUCAAAGAAAAUUAUACCGAUAAUAACUGUAACAGCAUAGACGAAAAACUUUUAGUUAUGAUGAAAGAUAAGAAUAUUUAUCCAUUCAAAGGUUGGUGGCCAAAAACAAAUUUUAUUGUAACUCAAGUCAAAGAAGAUCCAAAUAUUGAAAUAGAUGAAGAUGUUUUAAUGAAUGAAUUCACAACUAGUAAACGAACUAAAAAAUCUAGAUUCAAUGAUGAUACAUCUCUUGUUGAAUUAAGACCUACUGUUCCAUCUAAGUGGGAUAGUGAUUAUGACGGUAGUCCAGCUGCUGAGAAUAAAGUAGCAUAUGUUGGAGUUACCCAAAGUGUAGAAAUGAAUACUAAUGAUAAUAUCUGCACAAUCAAAAGAGAAGAAAACAAUUCUUUGGACAUAAGCCACCAGGAAGAAGCAAUGGACACUGCAUCUGAUGUUGGUGAAGACGAAUCAAAGAUUGAAGUUAAUGUUUGUCCAGUUCUACCUGUUCAGAUUCAAGAACCACAAGGACACACUAAAUUAAAUACAGAAUAUGAAGAGUUUUUGAAAAUUGUAAAAGCUGAGAAGGAAGAAUGUGACAUUUCUAUUACUACUAAUGCGAAUGUAACUACUGAAAAAGAUUCUGAAAACAACUUAUCAAUGAAGUCUGUAUCAUUGAAUAAUGAUUCAAUACAAGACGAGUCUGAAGAGUACAUGUCCACCAAGUCUUCAGAUGAAUCUGCUUCAUUACGAAAUGCUGCCGAGGAGUCUGAUUCCAAUGAUAGAUCAUUUAAUGAAGAAUUAUCUACUAUUAAUUUAAAGAACAGAAAAAAGAAAAAAUCGUCUAGUAAAAAGUCUAAGACAUUUAAGAAUAAAGGAAGUAAAAAAAAGAGGCAUAAAUCGAGUUCCAGUGAAAGUUCACAAGAUUCAGAGUCAGAAAGUGAUAGUAGUUCAGAUGAUAGUGAUUCUGAAUCAACCGAUUCAACCUCUACGGUUGAAAAAAAGAAAAAAAAGAAAUCAAAAAAUAAGAAAAAAAGAAAAACCAAAACAAAUUACAAAAAGAAGCACAGGAGUGAUAAGAACAAGACUAAAAGUCCUGAAGAUGAAAAAGAUGCCAAUAGUAGUAUUCUCAAUUUAAUCGAAAAAGCAUUAAAUGUUGAAAUUAAAAAAAGACCUUCUGAUAGUAAAGAACCUAAACAUAAGAAGAAGAAAAGAAAACACGAAAAAAAAGAAAAUAAAUUAAAUGAAGAGAAUGAUGACAAAUUUGAAAAAGUUAAAGAUUGUUUAAAAGAAACAAUUACAAAAUUGGUUAAAACAGAAAAAGUGAAUAAAAGCCAGUCUCUUUCAUGUGAUGACACUGUCAUUGAAGUAUUAAAAUAUUUAAACGACAAAGAAAAAAAGAAUAAAAAAUCAAAGAAAAGUUUAAAAAGAAAGCAUGAAUCAGAUAUUUCUGAUGAUGAGGAAACUCCUAAAAAAUCUAAAUUAGUUGAUAGUUCUUUUAAACCUAAAGAUAAUGAUAAAAAAAAGAAGAAUAAAAACAAAAAAUCUGUUGAUUCAGAUGAACACAUAAUAAAAAAAAAGUCUAAAAAAAAAUCUAAAACUACUGAUACUUCAGAGGCUGAAGAUGUAGAAGUUUUAAACCAAAAUAAAAGUAAAAAAGAUUCAGUUCAGUUUUUUGAAUUGCGACCCAAUGAGUGGAACACAAUUAAAAAAAGUUCCAGGAGGGGAGUCGUCCAUCACUCGGAAUUAAAAAAUAGAAGUAAAACAUCACCUGUACAUGAUACCAAUAAAUACAAUAAAAAUGUUAGAAAAAAAAAAUCUGACUCACUUAAUUUAAUAGAUAAAUGUCCUCCUACAAAUAGCAGUAAAAACAAAUAUGAAAUACCCAAAUGUCUUAAUGAAUUUAAUGAAAACGUUGAGGAAAAAGAAAGUAAAAAAAGAUCGCAAAAGCCCAACAAAAAUAUCAAAAGUGACAAAAUUGACAAUGUUUCAAAACAUCUAGUUGAAGAAAACAAAUUAAUUAAUUUUAAGAACUCUGACCAUGAAUCUAAUGAAAAAGUAAAGGAUUGUACUGAAGAAAAUUAUGAGUUGUUAAACAAAUCUGCUGACAAAUCUCCUAUUGAUAUAUUUAAACUUAAAAAUGAUAAUACUGAACAGCAUGAUACAAAUAAAGAUCUACAGAGUAUUUUUAAACCACAGACCCAAAGUGUACUACCAAUUGAUUUAUAUGAUAAACCUCCUAUUACUUGUACUGUUAUUAGAGCUGCUACAGAAACUGUAUCUUAUAGGGAUAAAGUAAAAAUGAAUUUAAAGAAACUUUCAACUUGUCAAAAUAUACCAUUUGGAUUUGGAUUUUCUUCACCAAUUAGCCUAAUUAAAUCUGAUAAAAUCAAAGAUCUUAAAGUGACCUUAAAAGAAGAAGAAUCUAAUAAUGAUGAACCAAAAGUUAAUGAAGCACAAUUUUUAAAGUCUGAUACACCCAAAGUAGUUAAUUUUUCUCAAACACAAAUAGAAAAACCGGAUGUAACUAAAAAAGAAUUACUUAAAAUUAAUAUUGAAACUAAUGACAAAGCAUUAGAUCAUAGUUAUGAUUGGGAUGACUCUGAAGAAUCCAAUACUGACCAUUCACUUGUUACAAGCACUAAUACAUCAGAACAUUCAAGUGAUGAAGGAGAAAGUGAACAAAUUAAUUCAAAUUUAUUGAAAAAUGACCCACCAAAUAUAUCUAAUAAAAAUGAAACAUUCUCAAAUGAUAGUGAAUUUAAAAAACUCGAGGAACUUACAUCUAAUGUGUUUCAAACAAAUAGUAGUUCAGAUUCAGUAAUCAAAGAACAAGAAAUUCCUUUAGUAGUUGACAAUUUUCUUAUGGAGAAAGAAAUAACCACUCUGUCUAAUUCAACUGUUUCCUCUGAUCAACAUUUAGAUUGUAAUACUGAAGGUUUGGAAAAUGAGGUUGUAUCAGUUAAAACAGAGAAAACAAAUUCAGAUCCUAUGUACUCACAAAAGUCUAGCACCAAUAUACUAGAAGUUUCUAAAUCCAACAAUGAACUAAUUACUCAAUGGACGUCAGAUUGGAUAAAUUUGGAUAAGUCAGUUACUGAAAUUAAUCAUUCAAGUAAUUCUAAAUCUGGGGAUGAAGAAUUACAAUUAAAAAAGAAAUCUCGUUGGGAUAAACAACCCAUGGAUAAUGAAAUAGGCAAAUUACAGAGUUUUAAUAAUAGACAGGAAGUGUAUAAGGAUGAAACUGAAACAAGCAUCUUAACUGAUGAACUAAAAUAUACUACAUCUAACAAUGAGGAUGAUCUUUAUAACGAACAAAACCAAACAUGUGAAAUAAUGUCAAUAAAUUGCAUGAAUGAUGAUUAUCAUGAAAUUAAUCCUUAUGCAUAUGAUGAUUACUUUCAAACUUAUGAACAAUACACUGGUAUACCUAUGUAUUCUGAAAUGAAAACGAUCGAACAUGAUUUACUAAGUCCAAUUGACUAUAGUGUGUAUGAAAACUUUAAUCCAAAUUAUAGUUACCAUACUGAAGAUUAUGACAUGUGGAAAUCUGUAGAUACAGAUACAUCUGAACACGAGAUAAAAGCCAUUCCAACCAUUGAUGAAACAGUUUCACAAUUGGUCAAUGUUUUUGAAAAUUUUCCGUCUGACAAUGUUGGUGAAGUUGAAUUUUCUAAAGAGGAAGUACCAAAUGAAAACAUUGAUACUAUCAUUUCAGACACUCGGGAGGAAAUUGUCAAAAAUGAAAAAUCAGAUAGUGUUAGUCGCGAUGAAUUAUUCGUCAAACUAUAUCAUCAACAUUUUCAACACUACAAUCAAAAUCCAAUUAAAUACUCACUGAGUGAUCCUGUUAUAAUUAAUACAGACAAAGUCAAAGUCAAUAUUCCAGAUAGUUUGACAUCUCAAGAAAAGUUGCCUGAAACUGAACAAAAAUCUGAUGAUAUAAUGUCCAUACCUUUACAAACUCGAGCAUAUGUAUGUAUACUUGACGACAAUAAUACCAAUCUUUAUCUUACCAGUGACAAUUACAUGGCAUAUUGUGCUGUUGAGGAUAGAUGUAUGGUGCACAUAUCUGUAAAUGCAUGUAACCGUGAUGGAAUUGGUAAUGAUGUCCGACAUUGUUUCAAUGUAAACUUAAGUGGAUCAAUAAAUGAGUAUUGGUUACAUGCAGAUUUAAUUCCAUUUCAUGCUCCAUCUGAUGCUGAAUCAGGUGUGUUCAGUGAUGACGAGAGGGACUCUUUGGAUUCAGAUUCUGGUCAUGAAGAGGAUGUAAAUAAUUACAAUAACGAAAACAAUGAUCAUAUAAUUGAAAGUGAAUGGGAAAUAGUUGACAACAUUCAUGACAAUGUCAAUAGCUGGCUAGAUGAACCAUAUAUACUUAAAAAAUAUAAUAUUGAACAUGAUGUUGGUCAUAUCAAUCAAGAGCAUUAUGUGACUAGUUCCUCCGAAUGUGACACAGAUGGAAGUGAAUUUUCAGAUUCUUAUGUUGAAAUGUAUAACGAUAAACAAAAUACUAAUGAAGAUCAUUUUAAAAAGUCUCUUGAAACUAAAGAUGAUAAUCACAAAUACCAAGAUAUGAUUGAUGAAGUCACACCUUCAAAUGUUUCUGAAAAUACUGAAAAUACUGAUUCAUUAGUAAAAACUGAAGAGUGCAUAAAGUCAUCCGAAAAAUUAGUUUUGAAUGUUGAAAUUAAAAAUGAAAUUGAUAUGCUAGAGGUUGUUAAUGGGAAUAAUAUAACUUCAAAAAUAAAUUCAGAAAACAAUGAUGUCUUAGGGAACUUAGUAGAAGAAGUAAACAAUGAUAACGUCUCAGUAAUUUCAAAAGAAAAAAUAAACCUUGAUGACGUCUCAGUAAUGUCAGUAGAAAAAGGAAACAACCUUGAAAAUGAAUCAGGUGUAUUUAUGAAAGAAGAAGUUACUGUUGCUGACCUUUCAAUGAUGGAAACCAUUAUUAAUCAAAAGAUAUUAAUUCAGAAAUUAAAAAUUCGCGCAAAAGAAAAAAUUCGUGAGAAACUGCCUGACACAAUAAUGAUUCGCUAUAGUGACAACAUGGAUACCAUUAAACAUCCAUUCUUAGGACUGUUUCAGCCACCAACUAACAGUAUCCUAUCUAAACCAAGGUCUACUAAAUCACCACGCACUUUAAACUUAUCUAAACGUGUGACUUUUGCUGAUGGAAUCCGUCCUGGAGACAAUUUGGCAGCAUCUCCAACGCACGACGACUUAGGUUGUCCAUUAUCACCUCCUCCUCUUAAAACAUUAAUGCGAGAAACAUUAAAAUUCAAACGUAACAUGUAUCCAUUUAAAAGAUCAAAGGUACGCACUAAAUUGACAAUGGUUAAAAAGAAAGUGGCCAAAGUUACACCCUCAAUUAAGGAAACCAAUCCAUCCGUCAUUGAGUAUUAUAUUAGCCGCCGUCGUCUUGCAGACUUGCCUAUUGGAGAAGUCCCCAAUAGUAGUUUCUUAAGUUCCGAUCAUUCAUCGAAUAAUAAUGAGGGAACUGAAAAAAAUUCUACACCACCUAGACCCACAAGAGAAGUUACUCCAGUGCCAUCUGAUACUGAGUGUUGGAAUGACGACGAUACCAUUAAAAACAACAGAUAA
Molecule: messenger RNA, 8156 nt
Organism: Myzus persicae (green peach aphid)
Lineage: Eukaryota; Metazoa; Arthropoda; Insecta; Hemiptera; Aphididae
Exons: 13
Coding region: 603-8156 (2517 amino acids)
Biological process (GO): protein ubiquitination; mRNA processing; ubiquitin-dependent protein catabolic process
Cellular component (GO): nucleus
Molecular function (GO): ubiquitin protein ligase activity
Source: RefSeq, a predicted model, not a curated record